CCUUCAAGUUCCGCCUCUAUUUCCUUUAAUCGGUUAUUACUUCCCUAAUUCCUCUCUGAGGUGCUGCUCGCUCUAUUAUCUCUGUUACUUUUUGCCUCCAUCUCUGGACUAAUUUCUUGGGGAUCGUGGGCUCUAGAAGAUGUGUCGAUUCCGCCUCUAGAUUCCUUUGGUUUUGCUCCUCUAAUUUUUCCGCAGCGGUUUAUGGGAGUUUGUCCCUCCUUUUGGUUUUCCAGGGUAUACGAGCUGAUCUACACUUUCUAGUGCUAAAAACUUGGUGCUAUCUUUGACAGUUAAGUCAUCAAGAACCUACCUUAGUCAAGUCAGCAACUUGAAAGAUUAGUAAAAGAUCACAGCUACCUGUUACAAGGCAUGAUGCUGAAUUUUCAUUGUUCAAUUGGAUCCAUGUAAUCUCGAAGAUAUCAGGUAUUCAGGAAACAAGUGCUGGUGCUGGUCUUUCAGUAAAAUGGCACUUACCUUAUAAUUGAGUAUAAUGAAGAGACUGAUCCAGAAAUGAAGACCAGUAUCGAUCGUUAAGUUGUGGAUGUACAAAAAGCUAUAUUGCACUUAUGGGACAGAGAAACACAUUAUGUACUCAUCAAAUGCUUGAUCUGGAAGCAGAGCCAGGCUAUAGUCGACUUCAUCCUGAUCACUGCAUUCUUCAAGGCAACAUUCAUGACUACCCUGGCCAAAAUAUACCAUCUGGCACUGUCCGCUUCAGGAAAUGCAGCAGAUCUUAUAUUGGUUCUGCCAAUCAGCUGCCACAUUUCAUCGAUCGCCAGACUAUUGGAAUUCGUGGGGAUGAGUAUGGUAGAAGUAGAUCUGUCAGUUUUGGGGCUGUUGAGAUGGCAAAUAUGAGCGACCAAGGAUGGCAGGAAAUCUCAUCCAGUUUGCACCCUGCAUCUUUGCCUUAUUUUCAGCAACAUCCACAGCCUGUUCAAAACAUGCAAAUUCAGAGUCAUAGCCAUCAUACUAGAAUACUGGCUCCUCCUUACCAGCAUCUGCUUAGUAACAUGCACCCCAACAAUCCAAAUCCUUCUAAUAACAGUCUCCUAUCAGGUUCCAGAUUCCUAUUCUUCCCAUCCAAUGCUGAACAGCGGCCGGGGAUACCCAACACACGGUCAUUUCUACCCCGCAUCAAACAUUCUCCCUGGCGAGGUGGGGGCCUAGUGGGGGGCUGCUACGCGGGGGAUCCGGAUUUUGUGGAACCCCAUGGGCUGUUUGGAGAAAGCAACAUUGUUGAUGAGCAUCAUGAUAUGCGACUGGACAUAGAUGGCAUGUCUUAUGAGGAACUUCUAGCCUUGGAAGAGCAGAUUGGAGAUGUCAACACCGGAUUAACAGAAGAAUUCAUCUUAAAGAAUCUAAAGACAAUCAUUCAUGGUCCACAAAUGUCCUCACUGCCAAAUCAAACGCACAAAUUUGCUCCAGAGAAUGAAGCUUGCAUCAUAUGCCAGGUGGAGUAUGAUGAAAAAGAGAGGAUAGGAAUACUGGACUGUGGUCACAGCUAUCAUGCUGGCUGCAUAAGGCAAUGGUUGUCGGUAAAGAACUUGUGCCCCAUUUGCAAAGCAUCAGCUUUGACCAGGGAUAGAAAAGAUGGAUGAGGAGGUUUGGAGCAGUCACGUUAAUCUAUAUGCUUGACAAACUCAUCUAUUUUAAAUUUUUAAUUAGGCAUGGUGGAUAAUUCUGCUACUCACACCAUUUAAUGGCCCUCUUAGUUGAGCGGGUGAACUUUGCUCAUCGUAACUGUAUAAAAGCAAAAUGAUGUAUUAUUUUGUCAAUUACAGAAUGAUAUUUUCUAUA
Molecule: messenger RNA, 1797 nt
Organism: Phoenix dactylifera (date palm)
Lineage: Eukaryota; Viridiplantae; Streptophyta; Magnoliopsida; Arecales; Arecaceae
Source: RefSeq, a predicted model, not a curated record